This is a messenger RNA of Procambarus clarkii (red swamp crayfish), 5636 nucleotides long. RefSeq lists its product as uncharacterized. Lineage: Eukaryota; Metazoa; Arthropoda; Malacostraca; Decapoda; Cambaridae. The record is from RefSeq and is a predicted model, not a curated record.
AUUUUGUCUGAAUGCAAACAAUUCAUAGUAAUACUUUUAUUGUUAUAGUCAUCAGUGUAGCAAAUGUGUGUUCAGGUGGGAGUAGCCGCUGGAAGGAAGAAACUGGUGGAAGCCGUGAACUAGGUAUAUGUGUUAAGAGUCUUUAAGCAGCCUGUGAAAUAUGGGAAAUUCGUCCUGUGAAAUUCUGACCUUGGUACACUAAAUUGUGAAGGGAGAAAAUGUUCUUCACUGAACUCUUCACCACGAAUGGACUGACAAACAUCACCGCUCCGGACGACGUGCUUGCAUCCAGACCAUCGACGGCUCCAUCCUCGGCGAUUCCUGCUCCACCUCCUGACGAUCUUAAACCCUUUAGUCCUGAAAACGCAAAAAAAAGGAGGAAAUGUUAUAAACGUAUCUCAAGGCGUUGGGAAACCUUAGGAGAAUGGGCUGCUAGCUGAACGCAUACAAACAAUUCAUGGUGAUAAUUGCUUUACGGUCAUUAUAGUGCAGCGAGCGUAUGUUCAGGUGGACGUGGCCGAUUGGAAGGAUUAGCGGUUGGAAUUAUGGGAGUUGUUUUGGCAGAGAUAGGAAGCGUGGCACUUGGAAGGGAUUAAUGGUAUAAGUAGUUGGGAAAAAGAGGAUGUGUGACAUCUGCGUUCCUGGUCCACUGGAGGCGCUGUGUGACGUCUGCCUCUGUCUCACAGGUCAUACUGCAUACUAUAUGUGAUGUUCAGGGGAUUUGUGCCACUUGUUCUGGUGGUUGGGAAGGAGGGCGUGUUCUAUACACACAUCAGUAACGUUCAGUUCAUCCUUGACCCCCGCGUGGAGAGGAGGUGGGUUCCCCCUCCGGCUGGCUCCCGGCCCUCGCCUAGCACCUCCAUCAGUCUGCCUCCUCGCUACGUCCGUGUUUGAGCACUGAGCUCAAACUCUCAGCUAUUCCAGUGUUUAAAUACUGUAUCACCUUAUAUUUGCUUCGUUCAUUAGUGGACUACCACUUAGUCCAUGGUGGAAGACCACACUAUCUACUAGUGUGGGGGACAGACAACCUUCGCAGAACUAUUAUCUCCACUACUGUACAUAGUACCAGGAUGACAUCUUGCUGGCUUCUUCUUGGAAUGUUAUCCUGGUGGACGCCUGCCUGCCUCGCCUCGCCCGCGCACAGGACCCAGACCCUAGCCCAGCACUACGCCUCCGUGUCGUCCUACCCGUUCUCGAAGGUAGUGGGAAUGUUCAGUGUGGUGGACGAGGCCUCCUGCUCCUGCGUCCUCGCCUCCUCCCCGUGUCCUCUCGAGAUCACGGAGAAGUCCACCUUGAAGACCAGAGGGCUGCCGUGUCCGUGGCAGACGCGGUACUGCUGCUGGCGCAAGAUUCUUCGUAACCUGUUCAACAACUCGUCCACCGGUUCUGCCGAACGUCAGCAACUCUCAAGCAACGUCAGCCACGCCCCGGUGACAGUACCUACCGAGCGUCAGGGUCACUCUGGUAGUGUCAGUCCACGGCUCAUGAACAUCCCAGUUCAGCGUCAACGAUACGACACAAAAUUAAAAAGCUCCAGAGAAACCGCAGAUGACCAAGGCAGCGAUAAAGCAUUCUGGCUGCCAUCUGACUUCAACAGAACAUUUGUGGUAUCUGGAGGUCCGGGGCUCCAAAGUGGAAAAGUAAGAGAUACCGACUCAUCUAAUCCUCAAGCCAUCAUUUCAGAAGUCAGCACUUCAAAGACACCCUUAACAACUAUCUUAACCACCACACAAGACGCGGAAAAACACCCCAGUGAUGUGCUUCGUCCACCCAGGAAUGAAGACUCUCAGAGAAGGCCAAAGACGGCAGCUUGCUCGUGCAUGACUCGAGAAGACUGCAUCAACUCUUGGUCUCUUUUUGGUGAUCUUCCUGAAGUCGAGAUCAAGACCAGCCUAGAGUGUGAGAAGCCGGAGCUGGCGUGCUGCCUGGGUCGUGUCCUGCCAGCCAGGUCUGGAAGCUCUCCAGAACAACGGCGCCGCGGGAGACCAACCCCAGCAUCAAGUGUGUGGCGGCCGCUGCAGACAACUUGGGACAGUCUCGUCUCUUGGUUCAUCGGCUGACCCUGUCAUACCAUAUCAAAGUCCAUAAUAAUAACACUGAGAACAUUAAAUACGUAAUAAAUGCAAUAUAAAAUCAUAAUAUUAAUAAAAUAAUAACAAUAAUACAAAUUAUUAACAAAAUUUCUAGUCACAUUGCUGAAGAUGUGUCUAAUGCAAGACAGAGUCUACAGCAAUAUGAAGUAGAAGAGACCCUCGAGGAAGUUGGCAAAAUAUAAAAUAAUAAUGUAACAGCUGAGAAAUAGAAGAACAAAAUGUUUUGUGAGUCCUGGAAGUGAUCGGGUUCUCUACAAGCUUCCAGAUGCCUGACCCCAAGCUGAGGAUGGUGGCCCCUACAGCUGAGGAUGGUGGCCUCUACAGCUGAGGAUGGUGGCCCCUACAGCUGAGAAUGGUGGCCCCUACAGCUGAGGAUGGUGGCCCUACAGCUGAGGAUGGUGGCCCCUACAGCUGAGGAUGGUGGCCCCUACAGCUGAGGAUGGUGGCACCUACAGCUGAGGAUGGUGGCCCCCCACAGCUGAGGAUGGUGGCCCCCCACAGCUGAGGAUGGUGGCCCCUACAGCUGAGGAUGGUGGCCCCCCACAGCUGAGGAUGGUGGCCCCCCACAGCUAAGGAUGGUGGCCCCUACAGCUGAGGAUGGUGGCACCUACAGCUGAGGAUGGUGGCCCCCACAGCUAAGGAUGGUGGCUGACCAGACCACACACUAGAAGUUGAAGGGACGACGACGUUUCGACACAAAUCGACUUGAGAAUGGUCCAGGACGGACCGAAACGUCGUCGUCCCUUCAACUUCUAGUGUGUGGUCUGGUCAACAUACUUCAGCCACGUUAUUGUGACUCAUCACCUGCAUAAGGAUGGUGGCCCCUACAGCUGAGGAUGGUGGCCCCCCAGUUGAGAAUGGUGGCCCCACAGCUGAGGAUGGUGGCCCCCACAGCUGAGGAUGGUGGCCCCCACAGCUGAGGAUGGUGGCCCCCACAGCUGAGGAUGGUGGCCCCCACAGCUGAGGAUGGGGUGAAGACAGCCUGGGGCCGGGGUGCCGGCACAACACGACUCUUGUAAGCAUCACACUUGGCGGGAGGUCAACCCGUCCUCUCACAACCUCCUCCAGCCGGGGUUUCCUGGAGGCGACGCGACGACCGACUCCCGUUCAACCGUGUGUUUCUCUACUUCCCACAGUGUUUACCUGCAGACGAUUUCGGUAGUUUUAUUGCAGCCUGGCCUAGAGCCAGCCUUCCUAAGUGAGUGUUUGAUACACGGGGCUGUUUGUCUUUGGAAACCGCAAGCCCACAUAAUCAACACAUGGCUGAUUUUUGUUUAUUUGUUAAAAAAAAAACAUUGAGUUUUGUAAUUCUAUAGUUGUGCAGACGAUGAGUCACAAUAACGUGGCUGACGAUAUGAAAACUAAACCCCACACCAGAAGAUGAGGAGACGACGACGUUUCGGUCCGUCUUGGACCAUUAUCAUGUUGAUUGUAAUGGGAGCGAUAGGUGUUUAUAUUCUAUACAUUUACGUUACGUUAGUACAACGCAUAGUUACACUUGAAUUAAAAUGGGUAAACAAUCAGGCAGUCACUUACAACCCAAUGUUUUGGUCACAGUAUAAAGGCAUGAUAUAACAGCAUACAAACAGCCUAAGCCACACAUACGAGAGGAAAGUGGCGAUAUUUCAGCCCGUCCUCAACCCUCAAACAGACGUAAUUGAGCACAGGUAGAGCAGGUUGUGCAUGUGCAGUAUAUAAAGCAAAUUAAAUGAUCAUGUGUACCCACACAUUCAUAUCACACCCCAGGUGAGGACUGAGUUGAGACAAAGACGCACAGACCGAAGCAUCUAUGGUACCUGCGCCAUGUUGCACAGAGUCAAGGUUCGCCUACGAGAGGACCUCAUUCUCACAACGACUGACAUCUUAGAAAAGGUCUCUACCAUCGGCAAUGUCUCACCAGCUGACAUCCUGGAGACCAGAGAAGGUGUUCACCUUCUCUUCUCCAGCGACAACGACCUGGAGAAGCUAUUCGCCGCCUCCACCACGACCACCCUGCUAUAGACGCCGGCCUCACCCUCACUCCUCCUAGACGCUACCUGGCGGACAGGACUGUGUUUGCCAGACACAUCAGCGCAUGGAUCUCCGCGACGACGACAUCCUUGCCAGCAUCAAUUCCUUGAACCCGACCCUGACCGCGGUAGUGGCCAAGAUCAGCACCAACAACACCCGCAGACCCACAGAGAAAGUGACCUUCAGCACGGUCAUCGCAGCGACCCACGCAAAAGAACACGGUCUUAAGUGCGCCGGAAUUACGAUUCCACCUGCCCACGUGGCCAAGGAACGAUACACGGAGCUCCGCCAAUGCUUUAAAUGCUACUGGUACUCCCACUACAUCAGUAAGUGCACCGAGCAAGUGACAGAAAUGCAGUAUCUGCGCCCAUGAGCAUCACUACACAGCCUGCACUUCCUACCGCCGACGCUGCCUACUCUGCAAUGGCCCGCACACUGCAGUUUCAUCUGACUGUCUCUACCGGCAGGAGGAAAUAAAACAGAUGACGGUAAGCACCACCUCAACUCAGCUAGCCAAACCGGCUACGCCCGCUUUCCCGGCCUUGCACGAGAACACCGUGGAAGCUGCUGCUACCACACCACCACACCACUGCUUGAUCCCUCACCUUCGAGCUCACCUCCGCAGCCCUAACAAUCACGACCCAAGCCUGCAGUUACCACCAACAACACCCUCCUACCGGUACUUCUACACCUCGCCGACAAAUUGGCUGGCAACGAUGUCAACCUAUACGUCCACACCAUCAAUAGGCUGCUCACCGCAAAUGGACUUCCGACGGUGAUGGUACCAGGGGACCUUCUUCCAGCUCCACCUGCAGCCAGCCCGGCCCUGGCUACUCCUGCCAACGAAGACACCACAUCCAAUGACGACAACGACCACCCGAAACUCCCACAACCAACACCAAGAGGCUCUCCAGAGCCGCCACCGACGUCGACGAGAACGGCCUUGCGACCGACGACGAAGACGACGACGAAAACAAAAGUACUUGCCAUGUGCUGUUCAUUCCGCCCAGCGAGUUCAAUGGCAACGCCCACACCAGACGAAAAUUGGCCCACAGAUGUAACAAGAUAAUCAGCCAGAACAAAUACCCGCACCCCAAGUAUGUCCACGCCCACAUCAUGAACUCUUACACUGAUCUCACAAUACUGAAAAAAGAAUACCCCGACCCAGAAUUCCACCGUAAAUUCCCAGACGGACAAAUGCAAUUCCUCGAAAAGGACGACGAUCCUGAUGGUACCAAACUACCGAGGUUGCUCUGUUCAGAUAUAAAGCGUCGCUUUGCACAUUAAACUGCAACCUGGCGACUAAGCCUCCUGCUGGCCAUAAACUGCAACCUGGCGACUAAGCCUCCUGCGGGCCAUAAACUGCGAGCGACCAUGAAGACCCCAUCCAUCCACAGAUCCCCAGUACCAGCUAUUAAUACUGGUAAUGGCUCCAAAGGGCCUCCACUUACGGGCUAUUCAUACCCGUGCCACCAUUUGGGUGGGUUAAUCUUUAUCAGUCAAUCCAUCAAUCAUGUGUAUGUGUGUGCACAG